AAUUCCCACUCACUGACCUCUGAUGUAAUUGCUGUCCAAUAGUGGCUGGAGGUUGCUGACCUGCUCCAGAAGGGUGGCCUGGGAAAGCAGGAAGUCCUCCUCUGUGGGGAGAAACAAGUGCAUGAGUUUGAGACUGAAGGCACAUACCAGGGAUGCAAACUGGAAGGCCCAAAAAGGCGAAUGACAACACCACCACGGCCCUCUUCCUUCAUCGCAGCUGGUUACAAACGCUCUAGAAAAGUGGUUUGUAGCUAGAGAAUACUUUAUGUGCCACUGGGAGCGACAGGAGGAUGGCAGAUGACAAGGACGUGCUGCGGGAUGUUUGGUUUGGUCGGAUUCCGACCUGCUUCACACUUUACCAGGAUGAGAUCACAGAGAGAGAGGCCGAACCCUUCUAUCUCCUCCUGCCAAGGGUGAGCUUCCUGACUCUGGUCACAGACAAGGUGAAAAAGCACUUCCUGAAGGUCAUGAAGGCCGAAGACGUAGAGGAGAUGUGGUUUGAUUUCGAAGGAACGCCACUCAAAUGGCACUAUCCAAUUGGAUUGCUGUUCGACCUACAUGCCUCCAACACUGCCCUGCCAUGGAGUAUCACUGUGCACUUUAAGAAUUUCCCAGAGCGUGACCUGCUCCACUGCCCCUCUAACUCUGUGAUCGAGGCCCACUUCAUGUCCAGCAUCAAGGAGGCGGAUGCCCUCAAACACAAGAGCCAGGUCAUCAACGACAUGCAGAAGAAAGACCACAAGCAGCUGUGGAUGGGCCUGCAGAACGAUAAGUUUGACCAGUUCUGGGCCAUGAACCGUAAGCUGAUGGAAUACCCCACAGAGGAGGGAGGCUUUCGCUACAUCCCCUUCAGGAUAUACCUGACGAUGAGUGACAGGCCAUUCAUCCAGAAGUUGUUUCGCCCCAUCUCGUCCGACGGCUACACACACACGCUGGGGGAUCUGCUGAAGGAGGUGUACCCCGUGGCCAUAUCCAGAGACGACGAGUCCAAGCGCUACCAGGUGGUGAUCCAUGGGAUUGAGCCGCUGCUGGAGACCCCGUUGCAGUGGCUGAGCGAGCACCUCAGUCACCCUGAUAACUUCCUCCACAUCAGCGUCAUACCCGUGCCUAGCGACUGACACCCCUGGCAAAGUUAGGUAACGCCCGGCAACUAGGAACGUUGCAAAGGACUCUUUAGAGAGCAGGAAAACCCACGUGACUGGGGGGGGGGACGAAGAGUGACGCAAUCGCAGUGUGACGUCAUCUCAUUCAACUUGUCUCAAAAAGGAGCCCACCAGGAGAAAAUGUACCCUUCUGUUCUCCAUCUCUUUUCCUCUCCUCCUUCGCCCUCUGUCUCUUUUGGACCAUUAUGUGUUUGGGGAAAGUUGUUCCGCCCAAAAUGUGGAAGGUCAAGCUGAAAGAGGGCUGAUCCGUUUAAAAAGAGAGGCAGCAAGAUGCCGCUUACCACCUCCUCUCUCCUCUUCCUCCUCCUAGAGAAAGAGACAGAGCCCCGACAUGCCUAGUGGGACCCUCUACAAACAGAAGUUGCCUUAGUUUUCCCGAGUCACAUCAUAUUCUACACGGCUGGACGUUCAUAAAGUCACACUGAGUUUACAUGGUUGUACUGUAUGCCACUGAGGAGUGAAAGGGGAUUUUUAAAGACACUUCUUCAUUCUUUCUCUCACUGUAUUUUUAUAUUCUCCAUCUUUCUCACUGUAUUUCCUGUCUCUUUCUUCUCUCUCUUCCUCCCUCCCCCUCUUUCUUCUCUCUCUUUCUCCCUCCCCCUCUUUCUUCUCUCUCUUUCUCCCUCCCCCUCUUUCUUCUCUCUCUUUCUCCCUCCCCCUCUUUCUUCUCUCUCUUUCUCCCUCCCCCUCUUUCUUCUCUCUCUUUCUCCCUCCCCCUCUUUCUUCUCUCUCUUUCUCCCUCCCCCUCUUUCUUCUCUCUCUUUCUCCCUCCCCCUCUUUCUUCUCUCUCUUUCUCCCUCCCCCUCUUUCUUCUCUCUCUUUCUCCCUCCCCCUCUUUCUUCUCUCUCUUUCUCCCUCCCCCUCUUUCUUCUCUCUCUUUCUCCCUCCCCCUCUUUCUUCUCUCUCUUUCUCCCUCCCCCUCUUUCUUCUCUCUCUUCUCCCUCCCCUCUUUCUUCUCUCUCUUUCUCCCUCCCCCUCUUUCUUCUCUCUCUUUCUCCCUCCCCCUCUUUCUUCUCUCUCUUUCUCCCUCACCCUCUUUCUUCUCUCUCUUUCUCCCUCCCCCCCUCUUUCUUCUCUCUCUUUCUCCCUCCCCCUCUUUCUUCUCUCUCUUUCUCCCUCCCCCCUCUUUCUUCUCUCUCUUUCUCCCUCCCCCCUCUUUCUUCUCUCUCUUCUCCCUCCCCCCUCCUUCUUCUCUCUCUUUCUCCCUCCCCCCUCUUUCUUCUCUCAUGUCAUUUACUGCCGAUGCUCUCUCAUCUCCAUAGCUAAUUUAUCUAUGGAAUUCCUUCUGCUACUAAUGAGACCACUAAACUUCUCUCCAUGCCAAGCCUUGGGGUUGUGUGUGUUGUAAUUAGAGACAUAAUUUAAAGUCUCCUAGAGGGCGUGAGGAAGGUGUGAAGAGUACGAAUGGAAUCAUGUCUGUCUUCUCUCUUCUGUGUCAAAGGGAAACGGAGCCAGACAUGUAAUUUGGAGUGUGUUGCAGUCGAAGGGGAGGGAAACUUGUGAUGUCACACCUGUCUUAGCACGUCGGGCUUCCUCAUUCGCUACCUAGGAUGAUGGGAGAGGGGAGUUUACAGCUCUGAGUCAGGGCUGGGCUCGACGUGGGGUACUGUCUGAGGGGUAGGCAUGUGCAUACGUGUGUGUAUGUACAUGUCUGUAUGGGUACUUUUUACACAUUUUGUUGUUACAAAGUGGGAUUAAAAUGCAUUUCAUUGUCAUUUUUGGUCAAUGAUCGACACAAAACACUCUGUAAUGUCAAAGUGGAAGACAAAUUGUAACAUUUAUUAACAAAAUACAAAAAAUGUAACUACUAUAUCUUGAUAAGUAUUCUCCCCUCUGAGACUACAUGUUAGAAAUGCCUUUGGCAGUGAUUACAGCUGUGAGUCUUUUUUGGCUAAGUAUAUAAGAGCUUUACACACCUGAAUUGUACACUAUUUGCCCAUUAUUCUUUAAAAAAUUAUUCAAGCUCUGUCAAGUUGGUUGUUGAUCAUUGCUAGAAAGCCAUUUUUAUGCCUUGCCAUACAUUUUCAAGCAGAUUUAAGUCAAAACUGUAACUAGGCCACUCAAGAACAUUCACUGUGUUCUUGGUAAACAACUCCAGUGUAGAUUUGUCUUUGUGUUUUAGGUUCUUGUUCUGCUGAAAGGUGAGUUUGUCUCCCAGUGUCUGUUGGAAAGAACAUUGAAUCAGAUUUAGCCUGUGCUUAGCUGUAUUCUGUUUCUUUUAUCCUAAAAAACUCCCUAGUCCUUGCUGAUGACAAGCAAACCCAUAACAUGAUACAGCCACCACAAUGCUUGAAAAUAUGGUGAUUGGUACUCAGUACUGUGUUGUAUUGGAUUUGCCCCAAACAUAACGCUUUGUAUUCAGGACAAAAAGUACAUUUCUUUGCCACAUUUUUUGCAGUAUUAUUUAAGUGCCUUGUUGCAAACAGGAUGCGUGUUUUAGAAUAUUUUUUAUUCUGUACAUGCUUCUUUGCACUCUGUCAUUUAGGUUAGUAUUGUAGGAGUAAUUACAAUGUUGUUGAUCCAUCCUCAUUUUUCUCAUAUCACAACCAUUAAACUCUGUAACUGUUUUUAAAUCACCAUUGGCCUCAUGGUGAAAUCCCUGAACAGCUUCCUUCCUCUCCGGCAAUUGAGUUAGGAAGGACACCUGUAUCUUUGUAGUGAUUGGGUGUAUUGAUACACCCUCCAAAGCCUAAUUAAUAACUUCACCAUUCUCAAAGGGAUAUUCAGCGUCUACUGUACCAAUCAGUGCCCUUCUUUGCGCGGCAUUGAAAAACCUCCCUGUCUUUGUGGUUGAAUUUCUGCUUAAAAUGUCCUACUCGAUUGAGGGACAUUAGCUAAAUGUAUGUGGGGUACAGAGAUGGGGGUAGUCAUUCAAAAAUCAUGUUAACCAUUAUUACUGAACACAGAAUAAGUCCAACUUAUGUGACUUGUUAGGCUAAUUUUUAACUCCUGAACUUAUUUAGGCUUGUCAUAACAAAGGGGUUGAAUACUUAUUGACUCAAAACAUUUGAUAUUUAAAAAAAAAAUAUAUAUAUAUAUAUAUAUAUAUAUAUAAUUCCACUUUAACAUUAUGGGUUAUUGUGUGUGACACAAUCUCAAUUUAAUAGUUAAAUGUGGAAAAAGUAAAGGGAUGUGAAUACUUUCUGAAGGCACUGUGUGUGUGUGUGUGUGUGUGUGUGUGUGUGUGUGUGUGUGUGUGUGUGACUGCACACAGCGGACACAGACUUUUGACUCAGUCACAAAGACACACGCCGAUGAUAAAAAGCAGAGCUAGACUCUCAUCUUGCUGACAUAUUUGUCUUGUUGGGAUUUCCCAGUCAACCUAUUGGAUUGAGUUGCUCAAUACUGACAGCUCUGUCUGUAUCUCUAUUGCAGAGCUUUUAAAUAUCUCUAUUGCAUGUGUAUACUGCCAUUCCUCCUCCAAGCCCUUGGCAGCAUGUCUCGCAACUCACCCAAAGGGAUCCUCGGCAAUCAUUUAUUUUUCAUUACGAGGAAGUACAGGUAACUGCCACAAUAAAGGAAACACCAACAUAAAGUGUCUUAAUAGGGUGUUGGGCCACCAGAACAGCUUCAGUGCACUUUGGCAUAGAUUCUACAAGUGUCUGGAACUUUAUUGGAGGGAUGCGACACUAUUCUACCAUGUGAAAUUCCAUCAUUUGGUGUUUUGUUGGUGGUGGUGAACGCUGUCUCAGGCGCCACUACAGAAUCUCCCAUAUGUGUUCUUUAAACCCCCUAUGCUUUUUUCAGACCCUCUUUCAGUCUCUGAGAUUUGAUUAAUUUAGCAGAUGCUCCUUUUCAGAUCUCUUCUAGCCUUGGUAACCAAAAUAAUGGGUAACUGGGCAUUUUUAUACAUGACCCUGAGAAUGAUGUGAUGUUAAUUGCUUAAUUAACUCAGGAACCACACCUGUGUGGAAGCACCUGCUUUCAAUAGACUUUAUCCCUCAUUUACUCAAGUGUUUCCUUUUAUUUUGGGAGUUACCUGUAUAUGGAACACAAUGUCUGACCCCAGUUCUCCAAUUGUCCCUCUGUUCCCCAGGUCAUCACUGUUGUGGUUGUUGUCGUGUUUUAAUUCAUGGCCAUAUCCCCCCCCCCCGCCCCUUAGAAAUCAGACCGUGAUGCGUCAUUAAGGCUGAGGUCACUAAGCAGGUUACUGGGCAUGCUCUGUACUUAGGCAGUUUGAUGUUUGUGUGUUUUGUUUUGCUUUCACCAUCAACAACAACCCUAAAUGCUCCCCCAAUGUGUUCCAACAAUAGCCAAACCCAUACUGUCCUAGUCAUUGGCACUAGAUUCCGCGAAACCGAGCUCUCACACACACACACACACACACACACAUUUGUUUGUGUUUAACAUGUUACCCUCUGACUGCUCUCAGCCCCUUGUAUCAGACACAUGAGAGUGAUUAGUAAUUUAGAGGAAUCCAUGACUGUAUUCCCUCCAUGCUGCAUCCCCGUGGGAUAGAGAGCAAGAUUAGGGAGAGAGGAUGAGUGCAUGGCUGAGGUGGCCAACGGGCCUUUUCUCGGCACAAGCUCACUAAGGGGGAUUUUUCUGCUCUAUAUUUCUACAUUUGGACUCUGAGCUUAUUUACAAAUACUGUAGUUUUCCUUACACCACACACACACACACUAGUCAAUAUGCAAACAAGGGUUCUGAGGUACUUUUCUGUCCCUCUGCUGUUUGUCUUUUCUCCCUUCCUCUACUUUCUCUUGGUGACAGCAAUCAUACUUGCAGCACAGGUACAAACAGAACCAUCCAGUCAGUGGAAGCGUUACUAAUGAAAUAUUUAUUGAUUAACGAAGGCGAUCUUCAACGAUCAGAUCUUACCUGGAUUCAGCGGUUUUCUCACUUUUAACUCUGCAACAAACAACAAUCUGCAUUCUUUUUCUGUUUUUAAAUUUUCUUUCUCUCCAAAUAGACUAUUUUGCAGUGGCUUUUCUUUCAUUUGCUACUUACUGCAAUGAUUACAAUACAAUGCUGUAAAAAUGUUUUUGUGUAGAAUUAAAAAUGAAAUUGUUUUAUACUGUAGUUCUGGGCUAUGCCUGUCUUUUUGUUCCUGUUCUGGUUUGAGUUAUCAUGAUUGGGGUUGUUAUGAGUCUUAUUUCUGCAUCAAAUGUUUUUACUUCUAUAUGAAAACCUAAUCUCCCAGAGUUUGUCUUUGUCAUUUAUUGGUGUUUAUUUGAGGUUCAGGGUGUGGUAAAGGGUGUACAAAAUGUAUCUGAGAAUCAUAGACUAUUCGUUUUAUUUUCAAUCCUUUAAAAAAAUUGCUUCAGCCCGUUUCUGAAUCACUAUUGUCCAUGUUUAUCUCCCGAUCUAAUCUCUUUUCAAGAGGGAUGUGGUCUCUCUCUCUGGAAUAAGGAAAUAGCCAUCCCGUCCCAGUCUCCACUUGUUGUAAACUAGUCACCAAACACAUCUAAGAGAUUACUCUCGUCAUUGUUUCUUUCUCUUUCAAUUCUUGGCACUACAAACACAGAGCGCCUUCCCUCUCUGUCCAUCUCUCUCUUUUCCUCCUGCUUCAAAGGAUGGAGAGAAUUAUGUCUGUUUUAACGAGGAAACAGCCUUUGAAGAUUGUAAUUAUUAAAAGGACAGAGUUCAGCUCUCUGAAUGUUAGCAACCCUGGCUCUUUCAUUUGCUUUUAGUCACUCCCUCUCUCAUUCCCUUUGUCUUUUCUCUCUGUCACACACUUUUCUGCUUUUGUAUACCUUUUAAUGACAAGUAUUGAGUUGAUGAAAGUCCAUCUGAAAUUGUAUUGUUAGUUCAAAAGGAAAAAAAUAAACUACUGUCUAGCCAAAGA
Molecule: messenger RNA, 6951 nt
Organism: Oncorhynchus kisutch (coho salmon)
Lineage: Eukaryota; Metazoa; Chordata; Actinopteri; Salmoniformes; Salmonidae
Product: autophagy protein 5
Exons: 9
Coding region: 291-1118 (275 amino acids)
Biological process (GO): autophagy of mitochondrion; piecemeal microautophagy of the nucleus; cellular response to nitrogen starvation
Cellular component (GO): autophagosome; Atg12-Atg5-Atg16 complex; phagophore assembly site membrane
Molecular function (GO): Atg8-family ligase activity
Source: RefSeq, a predicted model, not a curated record